CCUAGUUGGAAUGAAUACUGUCUUUCACAACAGGCAUGUUAUCUCCCCUCCUCUUCUGUGAGCAAGAUGAUAAAGGACUAUCACACCUAACAGAACUCUACAUAGUCAGGCUCCCCUUUCACUGAACUUCCUACAGUCAACAUCUGUGGAACUUUUCACAGCCGUGUUUUCUUUCCUAAAUUUGCUGGCAUUAUAAGCAGCUCAAAGAUUUUUCAUCACAACUCAAUCAGACUGCAAGCAGACUGCAAGAGGUUCACAUUCAGGACCUGUUGUGAGGAAUGAACAGCCAAGCAGACUCUUCAGGCCUGUUACUCAACAUCUCCCUGGCAAGUUCAGAGCAAUGUGGCAAAGAGAGUCACAUGGAAAACAUCCUUUUUGCUAUUUUCUACCUUCUCAAUUUCAUCCUAGCCUUUCUGGGCAACGUUCUAGCACUCUGGCUUUUCAUCCGGGACCAAAAAUCAGAUACCCCUGCCAACGUUUUCCUGAUGCAUCUGGCUGUAGCCGAUCUGUCUUUUGUGCUCAUUUUACCAACUCGGUUGGUCUACCACUUUUCAGGCAAUCACUGGCCAUUUGGAGAGCUUCCCUGCCGACUCACAGGGUUUCUUUUCUACCUCAACAUGUAUGCCAGCAUCUACUUCCUCAUGUGCAUCAGCAUCGAUCGCUUCUUAGCUAUCGUGCAUCCUGUGAAGUCCCUCAAACUCCGCAGGUCCAUCUAUGCUCAUUUGACCUGUGCUUUCCUGUGGGUUAUAGUGGCUGUGGCCAUGGCACCACUUUUGAUCAGUGUGCAGACAGUUGAGAUGAACAACACUACCAUCUGCCUCCAACUCUACAGAGAAAAGGCAUCACGCCAUGCUCUUGUAUCACUGGCUGUAGCAUUUACUUUUCCAUUUUUUACUACAGUAACUUGCUAUUUACUGAUCAUACAAAGCCUGAAGAAGGGGCACCGCAUUGAAAAUCAUUUAAAGGAAAAAGCCAUCAAAAUGAUCAUCAUGGUUCUUAUGAUCUUCUUGGUCUGCUUUGUGCCCUAUCAUAUCAAUCGCUACAUUUAUAUCCUCAAUUAUGAUGGUGUGAAGACUUCUUGUGAAAUGCAGCGGAUCCUGGCACUUGGCAAUCGCAUUACUUCCUGCCUCACCAGCUUAAAUGGCGCCCUAGAUCCCAUCAUGUAUUUCUUUGUUGCUGAAAAGUUUCAAGAGGCUUUGUGUGGUUUGUUUUGCAGCAAAAGAGCUGUGAGGUUACCUUCAAGUUAUGAUGGGAAAACAAAUGACAGCUCUUUAAGUGCUAAAUCUGAACUGUAAAUACAUGAAAACAAAUAUUUCCUCAACAAAACUUUGCUUUAAUUCCCUAGAAAGCAGAACAGCUUUUCUCCAAAAGCACAAGAUCUAAUACUUAAUUUUUAAGGAAACAAGGCAUAUACAACAAUCUAACUGGGGAGGGGUAGUGAGGUGGUAGAUGGCUGCCACUUCCAAAGCCCUGCAGUUCCCUGCUGGCCAGGAUGGAUGGUAUCUCCCAUUUUUCCCCUUCUACUAGCAUUUUUUAAGGUUUUC
Messenger RNA from Candoia aspera, 1544 nucleotides. RefSeq names its product G protein-coupled receptor 17 (gene GPR17). Gene Ontology annotation, biological process: G protein-coupled receptor signaling pathway. The transcript has 2 exons. Bases 279 to 1295 code for a protein of 338 amino acids. Gene Ontology annotation, cellular component: plasma membrane. Lineage: Eukaryota; Metazoa; Chordata; Lepidosauria; Squamata; Candoiidae. Gene Ontology annotation, molecular function: G protein-coupled receptor activity. The record is from RefSeq and is a predicted model, not a curated record.